Molecule: messenger RNA, 2423 nt
Organism: Thlaspi arvense
Lineage: Eukaryota; Viridiplantae; Streptophyta; Magnoliopsida; Brassicales; Brassicaceae
Source: the annotation of a GenBank genome assembly
AUGGUAAAAGCGUUUUGCACUUCCGUUUCAAGUAAUCAAGAGAAAACUCAACAAUCAUCACACCUUCUCAACACUGAUCCUCCAAUUCCCACCCCAAAGUUCCGUUCAAAGUUUGGAUUUUUUUCAAACCCAUCAACUCCCCGUAUCCGAUCUCGUGGCGGCGGAGGCGGUGGUAAUGGAAUCGGAUGCCGCACCGCCGCUUCAACCGCAGUUGCUACACCAUCUCUUCCAACAAGUCCAAAACUCCAUUGCAAGACUACGAGCAAUGCUACUCCAAGGACCAGUAACAGCUCAAGUCCUAAAUUUUUCUCUAACCCUUCUUCCCCAAAAUCAUCUUCUUCUCCUUCCUCACACGGCGGCGUCUCUCUCCUCCGUGCCACACUUCUCCUCAACAAGAGCAAUAGUGGCAGAUGUGGGAUUUGUCUACAGAGAGUAAAUUCCGGUCAAACCAAUUCGACGGCGAUUUUCACGGCGGAGUGUUCGCAUUCCUUUCACCUCUCUUGCGCCGUCAGACUAGAAGACAAACGCUGUCCGUUUUGUUCCGCCGCGUGGAGUCACGCACCGAAAUCGGAUUCUCCGUCUGUGAUAAUCGGAUCCGACCCGAAUAGGCGACCCGAGAUCCGAGAAAUCAAGACAGGGAAAUCGCUGAGAGUCUACAACGACGAUGAGCCGUUAGCUUUUUCACCGGUUUCUCUUGCACAGUUCAACACUAUACUGGAAUCAGACGAAAACGACGACGUAGAGGAAGACGACGAAUUCCCCGGAUUUUUCGCUGAUUCUUUGGUUAGACCUGCUUUGCCUGAUCCGAUCCCUUCAAUCUCCGGGAACCUGGAGGUUAAACUGCAGCCGGAGUCCGCCGUUGUGGAAACCGGGAAAAGGAGCGAGACGCACGUCGUCAUGAUGAAAUUAAAGGCGUCUCCGUCGUCGAUCACGGAUGCGAUUAUGGCUCGUAGGCCGUCGAUAGAUCUGGUAACGGUUCUCGAUUUGAGCAGAGGCGGAGCGAAUUUACAGACGGUCAAGCACGCGAUGCGAUUAGUUAUCUCUUUGCUCCGAGAAAUGGAUCGGCUCUCAAUCGUCGUGUUCUCUACGGGAUCGAAACGGUUAAUGCCGUUACGACGGAUGACGGCGAAAGGACGGCGAUCGACACGGCGACUCGUAGACGCGCUCGUCGGAACUGAAACCAUCGGUGGCGUCGGUAUGAGCGUUAACGACGCGUUGAAGAAAGCUGUUAAGGUCGUCGAAGAUCGGCGAGAGAGGAAUCCGUCGGCGAGCAUCUUGGUUUUAUCGGACGGUCAGGAUAACGCGGAGGCGGUUUUGAAAGCGAAACUAAACUCAUCACGCGUUCCCUUCGUCGUGUCCACCACGCGCUUGUCUCGGCCGGAGAUCCCCGUCCACUCUGUUUGGAUCGCCUCUCCAAGCGCUCUGCAGCACGCGCCGCUUCGAGACGCGUUCACCGAGCGAAUUGCUGCGUUGAUGAACGUGGCUCUCCAUGACGUCAAGCUCAAUCUCGGUUUAGUCUCCGGUUCGCCGUUGACCGAGAUUUCAGCGGUUUACUCGUUAACGGGUCGACCCGAGAAUUUCGGAUCUGGUUCGUUGGUUGAAGUCGGCGAUCUGUUUGCGGAGGAGGAGAGAGAAUUUCUCGUUGAGCUCAAAGUACCGACUUCCUCGAGCGGGUCCCACCAUGUAAUGUCCGUACGGUCUUCGAUCGUUGACCCGACCACGCUUCAGUUAAUGACGUGUCCCAAAGAAAAAAGGUUUUUGAUCCCGCGGCCACAGACCGUCCGAUUCGUAUCUCCGAGCAUCGAACGGCUAAGGAAUCUUUACUCAGUGAGUCGCGCUGUUGCUGAUUCACGCAAGCUGAUUGAGUGUGAGGACUUAGCCGGAGCUUAUCAGGUUCUAACGGCGGCGCGGUCCAAUGCGUUGCAUGCGGAUGAUAGCUUAAAGAGCUUGGAUGCCGAGUUAGCUGAGCUGAGCCGGUUAAAACCGAGAAACGGUUUAACAAACCGAACCGAAGAAAAAAUCGAGCAACUGACGCCGACUUCGGCUUGGAGAGCCGCUGAGAAAUUGGCGAAAGUGGCUAUCAUGAGGAAGCAUUUAAAUCGAGUCAGCGACAUGCACGGCUUGGAAAAUGCCAGAUUUUAAGUUUUUUUUUUUCUUAUCAUUUCAAUGAUUUUUGGGAAUAUGGUAUAUAAAAUUUUAUAAUUAUAAGUUAUAACCAAUAAUUUAGCAAGACUCUAUAAAUAAAUGUAAAACUAUAGAACUAUGAUUUUUUAGAAAGAGGUGCAUGAUAGCGACAAGCAGUAGCCGACGGGUGUGGCCUUUUGUAAUGCCAGAGAUUGGAACCCUACAUGAGAAUUAAUUGGUCUUUUUACUUUUAUCUUCUUCCUUUUUGUAAUUUUCAGAAAAUCCAAAUGAAUGACUGA